AUGUCUGAAUCCUCUAUCGAUUCACUUGAAAAAUUGUAUGCAAGAAGAUGUCAUUGUGGUCUCAAUGCUUUAAAUUUGACGGCUUGGACUGAUUUGAAUGCAGGGAGAAGGUUCUACAAAUGUCCUAGACCCAAAGCCACUUCAUGUGGAUAUUGGGAAUGGCAAGACAAACAACAACUCCCACCAAGAGCAGUAACUGUUAUAAUGGACUUAAAGGGUAAAUUGGAUGUUAUGAAGGUUGAAAGAAACAAAUUGAAACGGAUUGUCGAUGGAAUGGAAAAAGCUGAAAGGGACAAUCUGGAAAUUUUGUUUGAAGAAACGAAAUUUAUUUCAGCCCAAGAAGCUGGAAAACUUAUGCUUUUGGAGAAGAAAAUCAAAAAAUUGAAAACUAUCAUUUUCAUUUCAUGUGCUUUGUUCGUUGUGUUUGUUGCAAGGAUCAUGAAGUGA
Molecule: messenger RNA, 447 nt
Organism: Solanum verrucosum
Lineage: Eukaryota; Viridiplantae; Streptophyta; Magnoliopsida; Solanales; Solanaceae
Exons: 2
Coding region: 1-447 (148 amino acids)
Molecular function (GO): zinc ion binding
Source: RefSeq, a predicted model, not a curated record